AUGCUGGCUGUCAUCGUGUACGGUUUACUGCUCCUGAAGGCCUCCUUAGGAGAGCUUCAACUGCAGGAGUCAUCCGCUCGCAUGUCCUCGAAUGUGACCCAGAUUGGCGAAGCGAACCUGAGCAGUAUCCUGCACUCGAACGAAGUGGUGUUUGUCAACUUCUACGCGGACUGGUGCUACUUCAGUGUCCUCCUGGCGCCCAUAUUCGAACAGGCGGCUGCCCAUCUGAAGCUUGAAUUUCCGGAUGCGGGAAAGGUGCUCCUGGGACGGGUGAACUGUGCCCGGGAAACGGAGUUGGCCGACUUGUACAACAUCCAGAAGUUUCCCACGCUGCGGCUCUUUUAUAAAGGACAAGCCACACGACGGGAGUACCGUGGUCAGAGGUCCUUGGAGGCCUUGGUCAAUUAUGUGAAAUCGCAUUUUCAGUCGGAGAUAGUUGAGUUCCAAGAACCUGAGGAUCUGGCCAUUAUCGAUCCCUAUAGGAGAUCCGUGAUAGCCUAUUUCGAGAGUGAGGGUUCUGCCCAUAAACUUUACCAACACCUGGCGGAUCGCUUUAAGCAGGAUUGCGACUUUUACCAAAAAAUAGGCAAAGUGGAGGAGGGACGUCCACCGGUAAGUUUAACCUUCCGGCCGGACGUGGCCCGCACUUAUAGUCAGGACGAAGAAUACAAAGGCGAUCCUGGCGACUCCAAACAACUGGAGUCAUGGAUCCUGAAUAAAUGUGUGCCACUGGUGCGAGAAAUAGACUUCAGCAAUGUGGAGGAGUUGAUUGAGCAGCGACUACCCCUGGUGCUGCUCUUUCACCUGCCCAGCGAUCUGAAGUCAGUCAAGGAUUUCCGUGCCAUUGUGGAGGCUCAGAUGCCGGAGAUGCGCGGCCAGUACAACUUUGGCACCGUUGACGGUGUGGAGUUCGAGCACUCAGUCCGCCAUAUGGGCAAGUCUCGAAAGGACCUGCCAAUCGUCGCCAUUGAUUCGCUUAAGUUUAUGUAUCCAUUUCCGAGUUUCGAAAACAUUUACAGGCGGGGGCAGCUCAAGAAGUUCCUAGAGGAUUUCCUCGGCCAUCUUAAGAAGGAAGAUGUACGGAUGACAGAGGCCACGGCAAAGGAGGGGCAAGAUACCAAGCCACCCCGAUCCACCUUCAAGGAUCUGGGACCCUCUAAGUACCGGUACUCGUUACUCCAUGAUGAGCUGUGA
Drosophila bipectinata is the source of this 1194-nucleotide messenger RNA. The record is from RefSeq and is a predicted model, not a curated record. NCBI's taxonomy places the organism in Eukaryota, Metazoa, Arthropoda, Insecta, Diptera, Drosophilidae.